Arabis nemorensis is the source of this 828-nucleotide messenger RNA. The record is from the annotation of a GenBank genome assembly. Lineage: Eukaryota; Viridiplantae; Streptophyta; Magnoliopsida; Brassicales; Brassicaceae.
AUGUCUUCUUCUUCUUCCUCUCUCACUCAUUCCAUUACGCUUCCGAUCCAACCCAACGAUCCCGUCCGUGUGGCUGCAGCCGCGGGAGUCUCUUCCUCUGAUUUCAGGCGAGUUCUCGACUUUCUGGUGGAUGCGAUAGAUUCAUGUUUGUUUAAGAACUGGCUAAGAAAUUUGGAAUCAGAGAAUGGAAUCUUGGCUAAUGGGACAAUGACAUUAAAGCAAGUUCAUAUUCAGGGAGUUGAUAUGUUUGGAAGACGAAUUGGGUUUCUCAAAUUCAAAGCAGAUAUUUUCGACAAGGAAACUGGACACAAGGUUCCAGGUAUUGUAUUUGCACGAGGGCCAGCCGUAGCCGUGCUCAUUCUCUUGGAGUCAGAUGGUGAGACUUAUGCAGUUCUCACUGAGCAGGUUCGAGUUCCUACUGGAAAGAUUGUUCUGGAAUUACCUGCUGGGAUGUUGGAUGAUGAUAAAGGUGACUUUGUUGGAACUGCAGUUCGAGAGGUCGAAGAGGAGAUCGGUAUAAAACUGAAAAAAGAAGACAUGGUUGAUCUCACAGCAUUCCUUGAUCCAUCUACAGGCCACCGGAUUUUCCCUUCUCCCGGAGGCUGUGAUGAAGAGAUGAGCAUGUUUCUGUACAGAAGGCAAGUGGAACAAGAGACAAUCACGCAGCUACAAGGCAAACAGACAGGACUCCGUGAACACGGCGAGUUCAUCAAAGUCCAACUCGUCCCAUACAGAGAGCUCUGGCGCAGAACAGCUGAUGCAAAGGUCCUUAUAGGCAUUGGUCUCUACGAAAUGGCUCAGAGAGAGGGUCUCCUGCCCAGACACUGA